Molecule: messenger RNA, 1330 nt
Organism: Rosa chinensis
Lineage: Eukaryota; Viridiplantae; Streptophyta; Magnoliopsida; Rosales; Rosaceae
Product: dnaJ homolog subfamily B member 6
Exons: 6
Coding region: 396-1058 (220 amino acids)
Source: RefSeq, a predicted model, not a curated record
ACAAAUAAAACCUAUUUAACUUGUUUGGUUUCUGGAGACUUCUUGGGGAGGUCUGUGCUGCUCGUGUUUCUUUUCCCAUUCCUCCCAAACACCCAGGCCUAAAACAUGUUUAAUGUUUACCGAGGUGCAGUAGCAGUAGUACACCGAGUUGUAUCACAUACAAAUUCUCUUUCUUCUAUGAUUGUCUUGUGUUAAGCAGCCUCUUGGGUACUAUAAUUUGUCGACCUGAAAUAUUUGGUUUUGUUGUGUUGUGGUUUUGGUGGUGUUGUCUUUUGUGCGAGUUUGGUUUUUUUGCGUCAAGGGAAUUUGAAGAAUGGCUAACAGGGAAGAGAAAGGCAAUGACUUUUAUGCUGUUUUGGGGUUGAAGAAGGAAUGCUCGGAUUCGGAGCUCAGGAAUGCCUAUAAGAAACUUGCGCUGUAUUGGGCUUGGUGCAGGGUCACUAGUCCCGUUUGGUUCUUCAUUGGAACCAAAUUGGGUUUUCAGUGAAACGUCAAACAGGUUAGAAAGAGAUGGCACCCAGAUCGUUGCUCGGCCACAGGAAAUUCAAAGUUCGUGGAAGAAGCCAAGAAGAAGUUUCAGGACAUUCAACAAGCCUAUUCUGGGAAUGGGUGAUUUUUUGAACGAGAUGGCGGUGAUGAUGAGCCAGACUAAGCCGAAUGAAAAUGGAGGGGAGAGCUUUGAACAAUUGCAGGAACUCUUUGAAGAAAUGUUUCAGGGGGAUAUUGAGAGUUUCAGCUCCUGCUCUCAGCCUCCUGCUUCCUGUUCUACUUCUUCAUCUUCAUACGUAUCCUACUGUGAAAGUUCUACACCCAAUAACAAACGUAAUUCCUCUGAAAUGAAUUAUGGCAACGCAACCUUGGACAGUUCUGGUUUUGACACUCAUUUUCACAGUUUUUGUGUAGGGGCGGAAAGCCAGCAAGGGAUCGGGAAAGGGAUGUCGGGAAGAGAAGGGAUUCCAGGAGGAGUAACCAGUAGGCGAAGGGAGGGCAGGAAACAAAAGGUUACAUCUGGGCACGAUGUCUCAUCUAAUGAUCACUCGGGUAUAUCUGCUAGAUAAUGCCAUUGAAUUGAUUCAGCUAUUCACCGAUUGCUAGAGAAUUACUUGGCAGAGUUUUUAUCAGCUUGGAGAGUGCAGUAGCAAAAACAUCAUCAGCUUGAAGCAAUUACUGGUCAAAUUUAGGCAAACUGUAGUUUUACUAUUUAAUUAAGGUCAGGGUGAGCUUCCUAGUGCAUUUCUGCCAUGCCAUACAAUUUAAUGGUGAUGACAUUUUCUGAAGUGUUCAUCCUUUUUUUUUUUUUAUGUUAAUUGAGAUUUCCCUGUUUUUGCUA